Exserohilum turcica Et28A is the source of this 1077-nucleotide messenger RNA. RefSeq lists its product as uncharacterized. Gene Ontology annotation, molecular function: oxidoreductase activity, acting on NAD(P)H. Bases 1 to 1077 code for a protein of 358 amino acids. The record is from RefSeq and is a predicted model, not a curated record. The transcript is spliced from 6 exons. NCBI's taxonomy places the organism in Eukaryota, Fungi, Ascomycota, Dothideomycetes, Pleosporales, Pleosporaceae.
AUGAUUGUUCCGUGGGCUUCCGCCGCCGUACUGAGGCUCAGCACAUGGUUGUGUAUUAAUAAUCACGGGGUUACAAUGUCAAACCGAGCGGUAUGGAUCACAGAGGCCAAGGGCAAGCUUCAGAUCAAGGAAGCUCCUAUGCCAAAGGCGGGCAAAGGCGAGGUUGUGAUUAAGAACCACGCCGUCGCGGUUAACCCUGUAGACUGGAAGGUCAAAGACUAUGGCUUCGUCCUGCAAAAGUACCCCAAUAUCUGCGGCACAGAUGUUGCAGGCGAGGUCUACGAAGUCGGUGAGGGCGUUACGCACGUGAAGAAGGGCGACCGUGUACUAGGCUAUGCGUUGUCUCUUCUCACCCAUGAUCCCGCUCAUGGCGGCUUCCAGAACUACACGGUGUGUAACGCUCUCGUUGUUGCAAAGAUACCUUCUACCAUGACCUUUGCUUCAGCAUCGGUGCUGCCAGUUGCAAUUUCAACCGCAUUAGCCUGUCUUUUCAAGAAAGAGGCGCUUGCGUUGCCUUUGCCAUGUUCCAAUCCUCCCUCAACCGGCAAGUCGGUGUUGGUCUGGGGUGGCUCAAGCAGUGUGGGUGCCGUUGCCAUCCAGCUAGCUGUAGCGGCUGGUGUAAAGGUUGUCAGUGUGGCAAGCAAGCAUAAUCUAGAGAGCUUGAAGAGCCUAGGCGCCACAGCCGCUUUCGACUACAAGGACGCCAAUGUCAUUCAUGACAUCAUCGAUGCUCUCCAAGGUAGCGAAUUCGCCGGUGUCUGUGACGCCAUUGGUACCACUGCGUGGGUACCAGUGUACGAGAAGCUUGGUGGACGUUAUGGUACGGUUGAGGUGGGCGUACAGGAGCUGCCAGAGGGUAUCGAGGGUGGGAGUGUCUAUUCGCCAAGUGUCGUGGGAGAAGGCAAGGACAUUGGCGAGGCUGUGUGGGCUCGGUGGCUACCAGAGGCUUUGGAGAAGGGCACCUUGAAGGCUGUGCCAGAGCCGCUUGUCGUCGGAAAGGGACUUGAAGCUAUCCCCAAGGGCUACGCCGAGCAGUGGAAGGGCGUCAGCUUCCGCAAGGUCGUGAUUGAACUGUAG